Prorocentrum cordatum is the source of this 447-nucleotide messenger RNA. The record is from the annotation of a GenBank genome assembly. Lineage: Eukaryota; Dinophyceae; Prorocentrales; Prorocentraceae.
AUGGCAGCACUCAGUGCGAUCCAGAGGGUCGUGGAGGAAUAUCUCAUCAGCGUCGCACCAAGCACGCCGGAAUAUGGCUUUUUGACCUUGGUGCCCUGGAGCUCGCAGGAGAAGCCGGCCAACGUGUUGGCAUCUUGCGCAGAUUGUGGAGAGUUGAGGUUGGAGAGCAUCGCCCAGAUAGUGGAACAGCACGAGGUCGUGUUGAUCGUAUCCGUAUACAGGAAGAAGAAGGAGAAGAGACGCGUGGUAUGUCUUCUGGACCAUCUUGGGGUGGCUCAUCCCGACGUGGUCGUCUUCCUGGUACAGCUUCCAGAUCGGUUGGAUCCCGAGCUGACCAAGGCCUACCUUAAUAAACUGAUGGUGCGGCAUGACGAGCUCUACAGCUUUAGGGCGGAUGGCGUGCUGAUGGAGCUGGCAGGUGACCCGGGGGUGCUGCAACAUAGGUGA